Pseudophryne corroboree (corroboree frog) is the source of this 4157-nucleotide messenger RNA. RefSeq names its product carnosine synthase 1 (gene CARNS1). The record is from RefSeq and is a predicted model, not a curated record. The coding region runs from base 107 to 3121 and encodes 1004 amino acids. The transcript is spliced from 10 exons. NCBI's taxonomy places the organism in Eukaryota, Metazoa, Chordata, Amphibia, Anura, Myobatrachidae. Gene Ontology annotation, molecular function: ATP hydrolysis activity; carnosine synthase activity; metal ion binding. Gene Ontology annotation, biological process: carnosine biosynthetic process.
ACGUUCUAAUCCUCUGGAGCUCUUUCCCUGUGCCUCUCUGUCUGCUGAGGUCUCCCUUUACCUGUCGUUGCUUCUGUGUGAGGACACUUAGAGGAGGAGAAGAGCGAUGCUAUCCCUUGACCAGCUCAUAUUGGAUCAUCCUAUGUACUCCAAAGAUGGAGAAAAAAAUGAGGUGUGCAUACCUGGCAUUGCCUCAAAUGGUCUUCCAUGGGGAAGAGGUCCAUCCACAGAGAUAACGCAAGGAAUGAAGAAUGGGGUUGAUGAAUGGCAGCACCACCCAAAUAUCACUGAGAGCUACGAGGACCUGCAGAAAAUUCUGAUUAAUGCAGGACUUCCUGAGACAGAAGACAGGAGCAAUGAACCCCGCACAGGUCAUACCAUGGAUACCACCACAAUUUGUGUCCUUGGGGCUCCCAGCCUUUCCAUAUCCAUCCUUCUGGAGGGUGCUAGACAGUGUCCUGGAAAAAUACUACUCUGCCUCUCCUCUUCUUGGCUGUGCCCACGGCCACCUAACCCAGCAUGCUCACCUCCUCUUUUCAUUAGACAGGCGGUGACUUUUGAUCUUGGGGGUCGCACUUUCUUGGACACUUUCUCUCCUCCGCGACGGGUUACCUACCUCUCCUGGUUGGGAGGGCAACAGCUGCUGCUGGAGGAGAAGUGGGAUUGCCCGAUGGGAGGCUCUCCACAGCUUUCCCACCUCCUUGCUGAUACCUUGGGGGUGCGACUCCUGUUAGAUCGUAAAGAAAUUCCUCUUGCACCUGGCCUGCUUCUCACCUCUUACCAGUUGGGCCCUUGGGGGCCUCAUAAUGUGGAGACUACAGCCACAAGAGUUGUAGAGCUGUAUCAAAAAGAAGGACGGGAGGAGCGAGUACGACAGGAGAUUUCUGCAUUUCUGACAUCGCUGAGAAAGAGGGGUCAUCACAAGGUUGUCAUGAAGAUUUUCUGUGUCCAUCCACGAAACUCUCCUGCCACAACCUUUUAUUCAUCUCAUGACCCAGAUCACGUGACAGAUGUGGCCAUUGGGCUAUUUUCUGAACAACCACAUGGUCAAGCAGUGCUGCUUGAGGGGUUUAUAACCACUAUGCCCCCACGCAGAAUCAAGCCACCACAGCUCCCUGCCUGCAUACCAUGCUGCUCCGUGCGCCCCCCAGAGCUGACGAUCCGUCUCUGUGCCGUUGUCUGCCGAUCUCGCGGAGACCAACCAUUCCUAAGCAAGGUGGCAUGUGCAGUGGGCCGGGCAGAGAAGCCUCUCUGCCACCGAUCUGCACUACCCCAGUCCCUGGACACCACACUAGAGUUGUGGGGAGUGACCAAUGAGAAACAGAAAAAAAAUAUUUGGGCUCAACUCAAAGAAACCUCAGAAAAUGUCAUGAGAGCAAUAAUGGAAGAGGAAAAAAAACUAACCUCAAAAGAACGAGGAGGGAGCAAGGCGCAAACUGAUAUACUUGGAGUUGACUUACUGCUUACCUGUGCUGACUACAUGGUGACCCCAGUCGUCCUGGGUGUGACCACUGCUCUCUGUUUGGAGAACUGUGGGAUUCACGAAUGCAUGCUUGGAAGCCUGGCAGCAGGAAAAUCCAUCAAUGUCAAUUCUGCAUCCGAACCUCUUAUUGAGACAAUGCUAAGACGAUCUAUGACAUAUGUCAUGGAGGGUAAAGAAGUUCUUGUGGUCGGAGCUGGUGGCAUCAGUAAGAAAUUCAUCUGGCAGGCAGCCCGAGAUUACGGAAUAAAGGUCCAUAUGGUGGAGUCGAAUCCCGGACACUUUGCUUCCUCUCUUGUGACUUCAUUCAUCCACUAUGACUAUGACGAUCGUUCUUGUGAAGAUGAAGAACAUGCUCAGAAUAUUUUAGCCAUAGUCAGGGGUAGAGGGAUACAGUUUUCUGGCUGUAUGGCAUUCUGGGAUGAGUGCACUAUACUUGCUGCUAUAUUGAGUCGCUUACUAGGGCUUCCCGGCCCACCCCCCAGUGCUGUGAGGCUUGCCAAGCGCAAGACACAAACACAACUGAGUCUCCUCGACAUGACAUCUCCAUCUCCACCAUUUCCAUAUGCUGGAGCAUUUGCCGUGCCUUGCUUUCCAUUAGGUCCUGGAACAGGAGGUGUAGAGGCCGCAGAGUCCAUUCUCUGCUAUCCAUUGGUUAUUAAACCAGAGUCUGGAGCAGGAGCAGUUGGCGUGAGGCUAGUCCAGGAUGCUGAAGAGUGUAGAAGGUUAGUUAAAAAGAUGGGGUUGGAGCCUGAAGCUGGUAAACCAAGGAGUGAGGAACCAGCUGCUCCAGAUGUGGGUGGAAUCUGCUGUAGAGAAAAUGAUUGUAAGCCAAGAAAUGGGAUGAAUUGUGAACCAGUACUGGCUGAGAUAGUAUUAGAGAAUGGAGAAAGUGCUGUUAACUCUGAGGAAACUAUAAGAGGCGGAGGUCAGGCACCACCCCGGUCACUUCUAGCAGAGUACAUUACAGGCACUGAGCAUGAUGUGGAUUUGGUGCUAGGUCCCAGCGGCCGACUUUUAGCAGCAUAUGUGUCAGAUAAUGGACCAACGUUACUCCCCGGGUUUACUGAAACUGCAGCUGCUCUCCCGUCCCGUCUUAGUCCAGAACGACGCUGUCAGUUAGUUCAGGCUGCCAGCCGCAGUUGUAAAGCCCUAGGCCUCUAUCCUGGAGUUUUUAAUGUGGAGCUCAAGCUGAUUGAAUCUGGCCCAAGGUUGCUGGAGAUCAAUCCUCGGAUGGGUGGAUUUUAUCUGCGUGACUGGAUCCGCCAUAUCUAUGGUACUGACCUAGUGCUUGUAGCUUUGGCACUCUCUUGUGGGCUGGAGCCAGCAUUGCCAGAGAAAGGUGCCCAGGAGGGUGCUGUGCUAGUUGGGGUUAUGUGCACAGGAGACUCCCAUGAGGAGGCGCUAAAUAGCACAGCAAAGCCGCAGAGAUUGGCAGAGUUGCAUAAUGCGGGACACAUCAGAUUUAACCGCCUGGAGGGUAGUGCAGUACAUGGUCCAGAUCAGGAACCAUAUGGAAAUGUGGCUUGUCAAGGAGAGAGUCAGAAGGAGGCCAGAGAAAGGCUUCUUGGAGUGUGCUCUGUGCUUGGCCUGGAUUUAAAGGAGUAUCCAGUACAUUAUCUGACCGGAGAAUUCCAGUGAGAGGCAUCAGCAGGGAAAUACUCAGGGGUGUGUGUUGGAGGUUGAGGUGAUUAAGAUGUGAGAGAUGAGUGGGAUCAAAGAAUAAAAAGAACAUAAGGGAAGGUAAAAGGUCAACAAACAAAUCAGAAAGUGUGAACACCUCAACGCCCCCUAACCUCCCUGACACGCAUUAUUGCAAUACACUGAAUGUGCGCCCUAGUGCCCUGACUGAUUGGGGGCGUAGUCAAUUUAAUAAAGGCUAAUUGUAUAGUAUAUGUGUGUGAAGGUCGCUUAACCUAUGCAUGAUUAUUACAUUUAGAGCCUGUCACUGCUAGCCCACUGAAGUUAGUGGACAGUUUUUGUUAGGUAUCUAAACAGAGAUAAUCUCACACAUCUACUACAUGCAUUUGUGUUCAAAAUCAGUAUACGCCAGGUAUUCCUAGCCGAACAAGUGAUGCAUAGUAAGCUCUUGUCAGCUUUGCAGAUGUACUAGUAUGUUUAAAGCUUGGGGCAAUGUGGGUCACUCUAGGACUUUUAUCCCUUAAAUCAAAAUGAAUGAAUGCUAGCAACACCUAAACACUUCACCAGGAGCAAAUGAUACACGCGUGCUUAUAUAUUGCUGAUACUUACCAUUGCAACAGCUUGCAAACACAAAGAUGCAUGGCAUGCUGGGAAAUAUGAGACAUGGACUCAGGGCUGUAUUUACCAUAUACCCAAGGCAUCACAGGUCAUAGGGCAGCAUAGAGAUUGUUUCUUCUUGAUUUUUAUUUAUAUUGUAUUUACCGUUGAAUUUUCUAUGUCACUACACCUGUUUCUUUUAUUACUUUGUACUGGUUACCCUUUGUCCAAGUGGCAAGAUAGGAUGCAGAAUCACUUAUGUAGGGCACAUCCACUCACUGCUAACCUUGAAUACAGCGCAGCAUGCAUAGAAAGUACAUAACCAGCUCUGUCCAUUUUUGUGAUUUCAUUCAAAAAUCUGCUGUAUACUCCUAUCCUGAUUAUAAUCAGUGAUCCCUACUUUUUAAAACCAUGAAAUAAAACAACUUUCAUAAAAAAA